AUGGUCUCGGAGGCAUCUGCGCCGCCUCCCCUGUUAUCGGAGAGUGCGGAGAAGCAUUGCGCUGCUGAUAUCUACGCCCUCCAUCAUCGUCUCAGCCGCUGUGUGAAACAAGUAGAAAUGCUCAUGUCAUCCUCCGCAGGAAGCUGUGCUGCAUCCCAUUAUCAAGGCAACCGUGCCAGUACGUCUUGCAUUCGGCGCCUCGGAGAGCUUCUUCGCGAAGCCAGACGGCUCGAGCAACGUGUCGCCGAGGCGGCAUUCAAUAUGACUGGCAACGCGCAAGAGACGUCGGAGACAGUAGACGACAGUAUGGACGCUCCCCUGCGCGCGUACUACCGCCAACAGCUGCAGGCGCGCUUCACUCACCUUCAGCACGAUGCCAGCGCUGCGCAGCAGCUUCUAACGCAGUAUCUCUCGCAAGCCCCUACGCUUGCGCAUUUCCCUGUCAGCUGCGUAGGCACUGCGCCUCGCACCCUCGAGCGCGGCUUAACCGCUGUCACUGAUGCCUCCUUCGAUAGCGCAGGUCGCAUCUAUUCGGAUGUUGUGCCGCCCCAGGCGGCGUACAUCCCGCCAGCUGCAGUUCACUUCAUCGAAGGCGCUUCUCCCGCUGCGACUGGCGCGCAGGAUGUGUCACCGGGGCUGGGGAGCGUAGCCCAGCCGAAGGAAAACCCCGAUGACAAGGAGAGGGGGCCAAGCGCUGCGGCAUCCUUUGCGGUACAUCCGCUCGGCACGCCCGCUGCUGCCGGCGCCGCCACCACCCCGGAGGACUGCAUCAUGAAGGAUAUUCAGCAGGCCAUUCACCAGAUGAAAGACGGCGCCCUGCAGAUGAGUGCGCUGAUGGAGCAAGAGAAGUCACAGAUGAAGUCUGCCGCCGACCUUCUGUCCGUCGGCGUAGCCAAGGGUCAGGCAAACAUGCACGAACUAGAUCGCGUCUCCUACGUGGCCGAGGGGACGCGUGUUCCGUGGAUGCUAAAAUGCGUGCCGGGCAUGGCUAUCCUUUGGCGCACAGUGCUGCAACCGAUGUGGGCCUUUCUCAAGCAAACGUUAAUGAUGGCGUCCAUUAUCGCGGUGACCAGCGGCGUAUUGCUACUUAUUAGCGUCGUGCCGAGGCCGACAGUGUAUCGCGUACAGCAGAGCCACACUCACGACAGUCGUGCAUCUACUCUCCAAAGCACAGCUGCACCGCCUUUCCAUGAAUUGCCUGUCUCGCUGCCAGCAUUGUAUGGGAAAGGGGAGCCCGUUGCGAGCGAGUUGCCAGUCCUAGCAGAGACUGUGGAAGAGAUGUCGACGUUGCCGCCUCAUACAGAGAGUCCCUCCGCUGAGCUGUCGGAGGACUUGUGA
Leishmania braziliensis MHOM/BR/75/M2904 is the source of this 1338-nucleotide messenger RNA. RefSeq lists its product as hypothetical. The transcript has a single exon. The record is from RefSeq and is a predicted model, not a curated record. NCBI's taxonomy places the organism in Eukaryota, Euglenozoa, Kinetoplastea, Trypanosomatida, Trypanosomatidae. Bases 1 to 1338 code for a protein of 445 amino acids.